AUGUCUGCAGUCUUAGCUGCCGGAGGUCGGAAGUCUGCACUGAAACAAGCGCCUCUGGUGGAACCCAUGCCAGAUCUGGCCCAAGUGGCAGAUGCUGCUGCCAAGCUGACUGAACUGCUUGAUAAGGUUCUCGCCUAUGUGGAAGAUGUGUUGCGUGGGGCUCAGCCUGGCAGUCGUCCACCGGAUAACGCCAUUGGCCGUGCACUUCUGGAUAUGGUCAACUCCGUUCCUCGGAUGACACCUGAAGAGUUUGAGGAAAUGUUCCAUUCCAAUGUCAAGGAUUUGUUAAUGGUGAUAACAUUAGCACAGUUAACGAAGACGCAGCUGCAGCUGAAUGAGAAGCUGACUCUCAUAACGACACUAUGA
Molecule: messenger RNA, 366 nt
Organism: Schistocerca piceifrons (Central American locust)
Lineage: Eukaryota; Metazoa; Arthropoda; Insecta; Orthoptera; Acrididae
Product: eukaryotic translation initiation factor 3 subunit F-like
Exons: 1
Coding region: 1-366 (121 amino acids)
Biological process (GO): translational initiation
Cellular component (GO): eukaryotic translation initiation factor 3 complex, eIF3m
Molecular function (GO): translation initiation factor activity; translation initiation factor binding
Source: RefSeq, a predicted model, not a curated record